Molecule: messenger RNA, 2710 nt
Organism: Dromiciops gliroides (monito del monte)
Lineage: Eukaryota; Metazoa; Chordata; Mammalia; Microbiotheria; Microbiotheriidae
Gene: P3H3
Product: prolyl 3-hydroxylase 3
Exons: 15
Coding region: 78-2273 (731 amino acids)
Biological process (GO): collagen metabolic process
Cellular component (GO): endoplasmic reticulum
Molecular function (GO): protein binding; L-ascorbic acid binding; procollagen-proline 3-dioxygenase activity
Source: RefSeq, a predicted model, not a curated record
CUCUCUCUCCUUCCUCUCCCCUCCCUCUUGCAUUCCUCCCUUUCCUCUCUCUCCCUCUCCUGCCGGACCUCCACAUCAUGCUCCCGCUCCUCCUUCUCCUGCUGCUCCUGCCGCCCCGGGAGUGCGCGGAGCCCCGAGGCCUAGCCCAGCUGCCGGGGCUAGCGCCUCUCCAGUCCCCAGACCUGCUGUACGCGGACGGGCUGCGUGCCUAUGCCGCGGGGGCCUGGGAGCGGGCCGUCGCGCUCCUUCGGGAGGCGCUGAGAAGCAGGGCCGAAGUGGGCCGCGUGAGGCGGGACUGCGGGGCACAGUGCGCAGCGGAGCCGGGGACCGAGCUGCCCCCAGUCCCCUCGGGAGACCCCGGCUCCGACUUCAGUCCCGGGCCCUGGGAGCGGCUGCUGCUCCGCGCCGCGCUGCUCCGAGCCGAAUGCGUGAGCCAGUGUGCGGCCCGGAGGCUGGGACCCAGGGGCGCCUCGGGGCACCGAACGGUGCGUGCGCUCCAGGAUGCCUUCCGCCGCCGGGAGCCCUACAACUACUUGCAGAGGGCCUACUACCAGCUGAAGAAACUGGACCUGGCUGUGGCAGCAGCUCACACCUUCUACGUGGCAAACCCAAAGCACCUCCAGAUUCGGGAGGACCUGGUGAAGUAUCAUCGAAUGUCCAGGGUGCGUCGUCAGAGCUUCCGGGACCUUGAGAACCCUCCUCACUGGGCAGCAUAUGAUGAGGGCCUGGAGCUACUGAAGAGACAGGAGGUAGCAGCAGCGUUGCCUCUCCUGGAAGAGGCCCUGAGGGAGAGCCUGGCCCAAAUGGAGAACUGCCGAGCAGAGUGUGAGGGACCAGAGGAGCAGCUCCCAGAGGAGGAAGAGACGGAGGAGGAAGGACAGGCUCAGCCUGAGAGCCAGAGCGGCCUAUAUGAGGCCAUUGCAGGACAUUGGAUCAGAGUUCUGCAGUGCCGGCAGCGCUGUCCUGGGGUUGUAGCCACUCGGCCUGGCCAGGACUCCCCCAUCUCGGACUUUCUGCCCAGCCAGCUAUGGCAGCUACAGGAAGCCCAUGCUCAGUUAGGGAAUCUAACCCAGGCUAUAGAAAAUGCUUUGAGUAUCCUGCUCUUCUAUCCUGAGGAUGAUUCUGUGAAGGGAGCCCUGAACACUUAUAAGGAGCUGUUGGGAGAACAGAGUCCUGAUCUUAGCGCCCGAGAGGACAUCCGACAUUUUGUACUUCAAUCCCUGGGGGAGAAGAAGCUGCUAUACUAUGCCGCGGUGCACCUGGGGACCAGUUUCAAAGAUCCUGAUCCCUGGACCCCAGAGGAUCUUAUCCCUGAGGGAUUGAGAAAGAAACUUAGAGAGGAUCAGAAGAGGCCUUGGGACUCCCAACCUCUGGAGCCAGAGUCCCUAGCAAAGUGGAGGGAUGUCCAUUUUUUGGAGGGUGUGACCCUAACCCAAGAUGCAGGGCAGCUGAAUGGUUCUGAGAGGGCGGUGCUGGAUGGGCUGCUCACCCCUGCUGAGUGUGAAAUCCUGCUACAGUUGGCUAAGGAUGCAGCUAAGACAGGAGAUGGAUACCGGAGCCGACGCUCUCCCCAUACUCCUCAUGAGCUUUUUGAGGGGCUUACGGUACUCAGGGCUGCCCAGCUGGCCCAGGCUGGAGCUGUGGGCAGACAGGGAGCUAAACUAUUGCUGGAGGCCAGUGAGCGGGCACGGAACUUGACCCAGGCAUACUUCUCCCCUGGAUGGCCCCUGCACCUCUCCUUCACUCACCUAGUGUGCCGAAGUGCCAUUGAUGGGGAACAAGAGCAGCGGAUGGACUUGAGCCACCCCGUCCAUGCUGACAACUGUCUUCUGGACCCUUACAGUGGGGAGUGCUGGAAGGAACCACCAGCAUAUACUUACCGAGACUACAGUGGGCUCCUCUAUCUGAAUGAUGACUUCCAGGGUGGAGACCUGUUCUUUACUGAGCCAGAUGCCCUCACUGUGACGGCUCAAGUACGCCCUCAAUGCGGGCGCCUUGUGGCCUUCAGCUCUGGGGGAGAGAAUCCCCAUGGAGUAUGGGCCGUGACAAAGGGACGACGAUGCACCUUAGCACUUUGGCACACUCGGGCCCCAGAGCACAUGGAACAGGACCGGGCAGAGGCUGAGAUGCUGCUACGGGAACAGGAAGAAUCUGAGGAGGGGGAAAUACCCAGUGGGGAUUCCUCCCCAGAGCCUCCCAGUGCUCUGGGAAGGAGGCCGCAGCAAGCCCGAUUGGAGGUUGAAAGGCAACGUCCUGCUAGGGAAGAGCUUUGAAGGGUGAAGGAGAGAUUACUUAGAGACAUCCCAACCGAAGGGGCAGGGGGAAAAGCAGUGGCCUGUGAUCAAGUGCCUUCUAAGUCCUAAUCUACUGAAAAGAGACAGCUCCCCUCUCACUUCAAGGGCUGGAGGGGUUAGAACGUCUGAUCUGAAGGUGCAAAUGCAAGUAGGAAGAGGGGGAGGAGAGGUAAUAUCAUGGAUGGAAUACCUCAGAGCCUGGAAGAGUGUGGCUUCCUGCCUGUGCUGACCUCCCCAACCCCAUCCCAAUCCUCUCUGGAGAACAGGAAGAACAAUGGAGCAUUUCACUUCUACCCAGUGAUGGGAAGGGAAUAAGGGCUGAGCCUGUGACCUCACUGGUGGAGAGAGAUCUCAAUGAGCAAAUUCCCUUUCCUAAGUGAUGGCAGAGCUGAAAGUGCUUGGGGAGGGGGAGGGAG